Dovyalis caffra is the source of this 873-nucleotide messenger RNA. Lineage: Eukaryota; Viridiplantae; Streptophyta; Magnoliopsida; Malpighiales; Salicaceae. The record is from the annotation of a GenBank genome assembly.
AUGUCGUGGCAAACGUACGUCGAUGAACACUUGAUGUGUGAUAUUGAUGGUCAUACCCUCACUUCCGCUGCUAUCAUCGGCCAAGACGGCAGCGUUUGGGCUCAAAGCGCUUCCUUUCCUCAGUUUACCCAAGAAGAAGUGAAUGCGAUUAUGAAAGAUUUUGAUGAACCUGGAUCUCUUGCACCAACUGGGUUGUACCUUGGUGGCACCAAGUACAUGGUGAUCCAGGGUGAACCUGGAGCUGUUAUUCGAGGAAAGAAGGGUUCUGGCGGUGUCACUAUCAAGAAAACCAGUCAGGCACUUGUAAUUGGUGUGUAUGACGAGCCUUUAACUCCAGGCCAAUGCAACAUGAUUGUGGAAAGGCUUGGUGAUUAUCUAGUUGAUCAGGGUCUUUACUUUGGAGGCUUGCAUGUUCCCACAAGAAGUUGGAAUUUCUUGCAGUUGCUCGUGUUUAAAGUUGAAGAUGUGUCGGGGUCUAAUGGAAGUACAAAGCUGUGGCUAGUCUUUUCAAGGUGUAAGGAAAUGCAUUGCAGAGACCGGAAAGGUGCACCUAGCCAUGGGUCAUUGGAUACCAUUCCUUGUGCGCUGGUCAUUUGGUUAGUAGGUGGAAAUGCAUUGCAGAGACCCAAAAGUGCACCUAGCCAUGGGUCACUGGAUGUCGUUCCUUGUGCGCUGCUCAUUCGGUUAUUGGGUGCAAAACUGGAGGGUAACAGAUCAAAUGAUAUCGUUCCUGGUGCGCUGGUCGUUUGGUUGGGACCGUGCUUCAGAGGGGCCAGCAUUUCUUCUAUGAUUUAUGAGGCCCAUCUUUCUUCAAUAGAAAGAACAAUAAAUACUGUCAAGAUUGGCAGAUUGCAUCCAGCGGCAUAUAUAUAA